Adineta ricciae is the source of this 471-nucleotide messenger RNA. Lineage: Eukaryota; Metazoa; Rotifera; Eurotatoria; Adinetida; Adinetidae. The record is from the annotation of a GenBank genome assembly.
AUGUAUUGGACGUCGAUAUUUCUCGCAGGUAUUCUUAUUUUAACUGCCAUUGAUUUGGAUUCGGCAUCGAAACAUCAUCGUGACCGUGGUGGACAUCGACGGGAGCAUGAAUCAUUACUCGAUAAACAGGAACGUGAACGAGACAAAGACCGAAAGAAAGAAGAUCGCGAAAAAGAAGAACCAGUUCGAAAUAUCACAUGUUACAAAUGUGACGGUGAUCUGUGCCGAGAUCCAUUUCAAUCCGGUCAAGCUAUUCCGUUAGUACAAUGUGAAUACAACUGUUGGAAAGGUGUUUUUGCAUCGAGUGUUCGCCGUUCAUGUGGAAAUAAACGUUGUGGAUUUACAUUUAAAGGAGGUUCUGCUAUCAGCAAUACUUGCUGUCAAACAUCAUUAUGUAACGAAAUUUCAAUGAAAAUGCCCUCGUUGAUGUUUAUACUUUAUUCAUACCUUGCGCUUUUCAUAAUCAUCUGA